CCAGCUCGCAGGGCCGGUUGCAGAGUCCCUGGUCUACUCUGCUGGUAACCAGGCUUCGGAGCUCUCUGCAUCUCCUGGCUGCGGCUACUUGCCUCUGGAGAACACCCGACCGGCCCCGAACCGCCAGGGCAGGACCCAAGAUGGUACUCUCCCUCCUAGCAGGGUUGAUGGUGAAAAUGUUCUUUCUCUCCUUCCUUCUGCAAACUACGCUCUCGCUGAACCCUGAUGAUCCGAAUGUGUGCAGUCACUGGGAGAGCUAUGCCGUGACAGUCCAGGAAUCCUAUGCCCAUCCUUUCGACCAGAUCUACUAUACAAGAUGUACAGACAUUCUCAACUGGUUCAAGUGUACGAGGCAUCGAAUCAGUUAUAAGACGGCGUAUCGGAGAGGCCUGAGGACCAUGUACCGACGGAGAUCCCAGUGCUGCCCAGGAUACUACGAGAACGGGGACGUCUGCAUCCCCUUGUGCACAGAAGAAUGCGUCCAUGGCCGCUGCGUCUCCCCUGACACCUGUCACUGUGAGCCUGGCUGGGGAGGCAUUGACUGCUCCAGUGGCUGUGACAGUGACCACUGGGGUCCCCACUGUAGCAAUCGCUGCCAGUGUCAGAAUGGUGCCUUGUGCAACCCCAUCACGGGGGCGUGCGUAUGUGCUGAUGGCUACCGGGGCUGGCGCUGUGAGGAGUUCUGUGAACCAGGGACCCACGGAAAGGGUUGUCAGCUCCCUUGUCAGUGCCAUAAUGGUGCUACCUGUGACCCUCGAACUGGAGAGUGCCACUGUGCGCCGGGCUACACUGGUGUCUACUGCGAGGAACAGUGCCCGCCCGGGAGCCACGGGGCGCACUGUGACCUGCGUUGCCCCUGCCAGAACGGGGGUACCUGCCAUCACAUCACAGGGGAAUGUGCUUGUCCCCCCGGAUGGACAGGAGGGGUGUGUGCCCAGCCCUGCCCACCAGGAACAUUUGGCAUCAAUUGCAGCCAAAACUGCCCAUGCCACCAUGGAGGGCAAUGUGACCACGUGACAGGACGGUGCCACUGUGCAGCUGGCUACAUGGGAGAUAGGUGCCAAGAGGAGUGCCCCAUCGGCACCUUUGGAUUCCAGUGCUCCCAGCGCUGUGACUGCCACAACGGAGCCCAGUGUUCCCCGGCCACCGGUGCCUGCGUGUGUGACCCAGGCUACAAAGGACCGCGAUGCCAGGAGCGCCUGUGCCCGGAGGGCCUGCAUGGCCCACAGUGUACCAACCCCUGUCCUUGCAAUGCCACCAACACCCUCAGCUGCCAUCCUGUGUCAGGAGCCUGCACAUGCCAUGCAGGUUGGGCCAGCCCAUACUGUAACGAGUCCUGCCCUGCUGGCUCCUAUGGAGAGGGAUGUCGGCUACAGUGUGCCUGUCAGAAUGGGGCGGAUUGUCACAGCAUCACAGGGAGCUGUACCUGUGCCCCCGGCUUCAUGGGGGAAGUCUGCGCUCUGCCCUGUGCAUCCGGGACCUACGGCCCCAACUGCUCGUCUGUGUGCGCCUGCAAGAACGAGGGCGCCUGCUCCUCCGUAGACGGCACCUGUACCUGUAAGGAAGGGUGGCAGGGGAUUGACUGCUCCCUCCCAUGCCCUACUGGCACCUGGGGCCUGAGCUGCAAUGAGACGUGCAUCUGUGCCAAUGGGGCAGCCUGUAGCCCUAUUGAUGGCACCUGCUCCUGUUCACCUGGCUGGCUAGGGGACACCUGUGAGCAAUCCUGCCCGGAUGGAACAUAUGGGCUGAACUGUAGCGAGCACUGUGACUGCAAUCAUGCGGACGGCUGUGACCCCAUCACCGGCCACUGCUGCUGCCUGGCAGGCUGGACUGGUGUCCGCUGUGAUAGUACGUGUCCUCCAGGUCACUGGGGCCCCAACUGUUCUAUAUCCUGCAGCUGUGAGAAUGGUGGCUCCUGUUCUCCAGAAGAUGGGACUUGCGAGUGUGCUCCAGGCUACAGGGGGCCCCUAUGCCAAAGAAUCUGCCCCCCAGGAUUCUAUGGUCACAGCUGCAACCAGCCCUGCCCACUCUGUGUGCACAGCAAUGGACCCUGCCACCACGUCACUGGUCACUGUGACUGUCUCCCUGGGUUCUCUGGUUCCCUCUGCAACCAAGUAUGUGCUGGAGGAAGGUUUGGGAAGGAUUGUGCUCAGCACUGUUCAUGCUCCAACAAUGGAACCUGCAGUCCUAUCGAUGGCUCUUGCCAGUGCUUCCCCGGCUGGAUUGGCAAGGACUGCACUCAAGCCUGCCCAGCAGGGUUCUGGGGUCCUGCUUGCUUCCAUACCUGCAACUGUCACAAUGGGGCUGGGUGCAGUGCAGAUGAUGGGGCCUGUCGAUGCGCCCCAGGCUGGACAGGGCUCUUCUGCACCCAGCGCUGCCCCACGGCAUUUUAUGGGAAGGACUGUGGGCGUGUAUGCCAGUGCCAGAAUGGCGCCGACUGCGACCACAUCACUGGCAAGUGCUCCUGUCGGACUGGCUUUACCGGGCGGCACUGUGAACAGAAGUGUUCCCCAGGAACCUUUGGCUAUGGCUGUCAGCAGCUGUGUGAGUGUAUGAACAAUGCCACCUGCGACCAUGUCACUGGCACCUGCUACUGCAGCCAGGGUUUCAAAGGCAUCAGGUGUGACCAAGCUGCCCUCAUGAUGGAAGAGCUGAAUCCCUACACCAAGAUCAGCCCAGCACUGGGCUCAGAGAGGCACUCAGUGGGUGCUGUCAUCGGCAUUGUUCUCUUACUCCUGGUCAUCGUGGCCCUCUUGAGCCUGUUUGCUUGGCAUCGUCGGAGACAGAAAGAGAAAGGCAAUGACAUGCCCCGAGUCUCCUACACACCAGCCAUGAGAAUGACCAGCACUGACUACUCUCUGUCAGAUUACACAAAAGAAUCUGUGAGCAGCUCGAGCACAUGCUCUCUCAACAGCAGUGAAAACCCCUAUGCCACCAUCAAGGAUCCACCCCUCCUCACCUGCAAGCCCACGGAGAGCAGCUAUGUAGAAAUGAAGUCACCUGCUCACAGGGAUUCUCCAUACACAGACAUGCCAUCCUUGUCGGCAUCUAAUAAAAAUAUAUAUGAAGUUGGUAGGUGUCUUAAAUAACUCUGAAAUGCUGUGCAUAAGCUGAAGUAGAGAUAAGAUCCCCUAAACACACACCUCUUUUGGAGGGGUGGGGCAAAAGAAAACUUAUUACUACUUUUCAAGUAUUCCAGGUUGAACAAAACCUCCUAGGGCUGCCCCUUCUCUCCAGAGUCAAAUUUCUAUACCAAUACUACUCUUUUAAAAUUAUGAUUGGGAUGUAGUAUGUAUGUAUGUACAGUGGGGAAAUGUGUGGGGAGGUCCAUCUAUUCUCCCAGCAAUUUAUGGAAGUUUUCAAUUUCAAUUCAUUACUAAUCCUGAAUGAGGAUUUGUAAUGGUCCAUACAGUAGUGUUAAGGUUUCACCUAAACUUGAAAAAGUACAGUCCCUAGUAUCAGAUCUAAUGAGCUCAGGCUGUGGUUCUAUCAGCCUGGAAGGACUGAAUGACUAAAGUCCCAUCUUCAUUAUGGCAAAUCUUUUGGUUGUGAUUACAGUUUUGCAUUCUUACCGCACACUUUAGACAGAAUGCCAACAAAAUAGCAAAGCCUCGCUUCCAAACCCCAAGACUUGGUUUUCAGAAUAGCAAACAUGACUGCCUUUGGCAUGAAUUUGGGAACCUCUAUUUCCCUCCCUAGCCUGUGUUAAAAUAAUCCUUCCUCUUCCCCCAAGAGGCAAUCAAAGCUAAUCUGUUCUCUGAACUCAUUUUUCACUAUAUCCUUAGAACCCACAGUCAGUGUGGUCCAAGAAGGCCGUGGUCAUAGCGCCAGCUAUAUCCAGAAUCCAUACGACCUACCUAGGAACAGCCAUAUUCCUGGUCAUUAUGACCUCCUCCCAGUAAGACAGAGCCCUGCCCAUGGACCCUCUCAGGACAAACAAUCUUAAAAAGGGAUAAACACGCUUGCGAUGUGCUGUGCUGGACACAUUCUCUGAUUCACUGAAAGAAGACAAUCCUUUGACUUGAAAUAAUGGUAAACAAGGAACACUGGUAUGCACCAACUCCUGCUGCAUGACGUUAAGAUCGCUUUUUACACCCUCCACCUAGGACUAAAGAACAACUACUGGAAUAACUGUUCAGUGAAGCUCUUUGUAUGGUCCAUCCCCAAAAUAAUAUUCCACAUUCUGGACUGUGUUGUAACAACACUUUACAAGAUGAGUCAACACCAGCUGCAUAGACAAGUUGAGACAUGUCUGAAGACAUGUCUUCAGUGGAACAUUUUGGGGUUUGUUUGUUUUUUUAAACAAAUCCUGGGAAAAAGGUAAAGGAGAAGGGAGGAUGGUAGAGGAAAAAGGGGGCAAAGGGAAGAGGAAAUACUUUAAAAGCAACCAAUAUGGCAUCUGUAUAUUUGGGCAAUGUCAUUACUAUGCCAUUUCUUUGUAUAUUGUCUUUCUUUGUAUUAAGUUGUUUUAUGUUCUUCUUUAGACAGAGGUAGGGAGAGAUGCCUUGUGCCAUCAUAUUAUCAGUGCUUCAAGUAGCUAUGUGGCUAUGUUCUGGUUUUAUAAAAUCCAAAUGGCUCCAAGUUAUGGCUUGGUUGUCAAAGAAUUACAUAUGUCAACCUAAGUGUAAACCUUUUAACAGUUUAACUUUCCCCUUUUGGGGGUUUAAAAAUGAUUAUAUAGUUGUGAAUUUUAUAGAAAUACAAGCAUUUCCAGAGCAGCAGCUUUUUUCAAUGUCUAGAACAAUGGUUUCAGGCUAGUUUUGUCAAGAUGUCUUCAGACACAAAAUCUUGGCAGUGUUAGUCACAGGUUCAUUAAUAUCACCUUUGAUCCAGACCUAUUGUUGUAUAACACCUCAGUCAUUCUACCUAAAAACUAGCUUUCAGAUGAGGUUUUAAAUAGUCAUUUAUAUAACAGAAUGAAGGGCACCGAGAAUGGCUACUAAGUCUGCCUAAUUUCUUUUUAAAGUUGAUAAUCCUUGACAUAUGAAACUAAGAAUACUUGCUUUCAAGCAAUUCUUUGUAAAUUUUGACCUUGAUGUAGUACUCAGUCUAAAUGUGUAAAGUUAAAUAGGCAGAUAAGGAAUUAGCAAGUUAAUUUUUGAAAUGGUUGAGAAUAUUUUUUUGAUAGAACCAAAUAGAAUGAUCAAAGGAAGAAUGAACUUUGAUCAGUUGUUGUAGCAUAAACAAAACCACAGUAAAAAUUAGCUUCAAAGACUAGGAAGAAAAAUUUCUACUUUAGAACCAAUUGUUUCAAGGCAAUGAUGACCAAAAUCAUUGUUUCAAUAGGAUAGUGAUCUAAAAAUCUUGGUGUUCAGGUGUGUAGGUGCUGAUCACUAUGACUAAUGGGCAUGAUGGGACUUUCAGCAGGUAAGCUGAGGUUCUAUCAAGUGAGAGACAAAGUCAACACUUCCACCCUUAUGUAACAUUCACAAGAGAACUUCAAAUCAAUGGCAAGCUGAAAAACCCAAUGCCACAACUGUACCUCAUUCUCCAAUAUUGAUCCAUUCAGCAAGGAGCACUUCCAUGGAGUCCAGAAAGGAUUAACGAAAUGAUUAGUGAAGACAAAAAUGUUUCUAUAUCGAAGUAAGAGAGUUUCAAAGCCCUUAAUGCAAAUGAUAAUCUGCUGUACAAAAAAUUAAUAGUUAAAACAUUAACCAGAGAAAGAAAAAAAAUCUUUUCCAUACAUAGGCUUAAGCAGAAGCAGAUUUUCCCAUUAGACAAUGAUACCUAAUAUUUACAUGAAUGCUGCAUGUAUGCAUGGGAGCAAGUGGGUGAUCAGCAAUAGAAAUUUUAUGUUCCAGAAAAGCCUUAUAAAAUAUAAUUCAACAUUUAUUUUGUAGGUCCAGGUAACUUUUACAUAAACAUAUGUACAUAUAUGUAUACAUAUAUAUAAAAAAAGAUUUACCUCAAUUUCAGGGCAGCCAAUAUUCAAUUAUCUUUAUGCUGAAGAUCAACAACAUGGAUGAGUGAAGAUAGAUAAGGCAAAAUUUACGCCACCAUUUCAAAAACCAUUCUUAAUCUCUGCAGUUAUGCUGCUGGUUUGCAGCAAGCAAUGGACUUCAAAUGUCAAAUAUCUUCCCUAGUCACUGUCCAAUAGAAAGAAUUUCACGAACUGGCCAAAAGCCAGAAUCCAGGCACUCAAGUAAGGAAGCAUCAUUAACCUGAAGUAAAUAAUUUCCCAAAGAUAAUUGAGAGUUGACUGCAAAAAGGCAUUUCAACCAUAUAGAGCUAUUGUUAGGGAAUCCUGUCUAGCAUUAGCACAAGCAGGUUCAGCUGCCAGCUUAAACAUGUAAAUGCUAUUUCUAUAUAUUUAAACUGGAAGCCUAAGAGAUCUAUUCAAUUUUUCCAGAAGCUGGAUUUUCAACCAAAUGAAGUGAUAUGCAGAGUUCAAAAGAAAACAUACACACACACACACACACACACACACAGUAUGAUAGCAUUAAGUUAGAAACUAGACUAUGAAAUGGCAAUACUUUUUUAAAAAUCAAGACAGAUUUGUAAUAUAUUUGUUCACUGUGCAAAAGGUACUGUACAAAAUAAAGUUAAUUUCUCUCAA
This is a messenger RNA of Monodelphis domestica (gray short-tailed opossum), 6556 nucleotides long. The record is from RefSeq and is a predicted model, not a curated record. Lineage: Eukaryota; Metazoa; Chordata; Mammalia; Didelphimorphia; Didelphidae.